Messenger RNA from Pogonomyrmex barbatus (red harvester ant), 3865 nucleotides. RefSeq names its product tyrosine hydroxylase ple (gene ple). Gene Ontology annotation, molecular function: tyrosine 3-monooxygenase activity; iron ion binding. Lineage: Eukaryota; Metazoa; Arthropoda; Insecta; Hymenoptera; Formicidae. Gene Ontology annotation, biological process: dopamine biosynthetic process from tyrosine. Gene Ontology annotation, cellular component: axon; cytoplasm; perikaryon. The record is from RefSeq and is a predicted model, not a curated record.
GGCAAUCCGCCCCGUAGACGCAUUCGUUCGUACGCUCCGUCCAAAGCGGACUUAAGUAGUAGAGGCUCGUUGUCGUCGCCGACGUCCUCGUCGUUUGUCGUAGUCGAACCGUAGCAGAUCGGACGGAUCGAGGCCGAAGAGGACGUAACACCGGGAUAUCAUCGGGAUAUUAAAGUCGAAAAGCGCGUGACAUCAACGUCCACUCGUGUAAUUUCCCCGGAAGCGGCAGUGAAGAGCUCACGCACAUCACCUCUCGUUGAAUUGUCGACCAGUGAGCACUAUCAGGCCAAGUCCCCGACGAUUGAGAGACACCCAAGUCCAUCGAUCGUUAAAUUCAGAGAAAUCUAAAUUAAUCGCCAUUAGAAAGAUCUAUUGAAAGGAGAGUGAUAAAGAAGAUAUGAUGGCAGUCGCAGCCGCUCAGAAGAAUCGCGAAAUGUUCGCCAUCAAGAAGUCUUACAGUAUUGAGAACGGAUAUCCAGCACGACGACGUUCUCUUGUAGACGAUGCCCGUUUUGAGACGCUGGUCGUCAAACAGACGAAGCAAAGCGUACUCGAGGAAGCUCGACAACGAGCGAAUGACACGAAUACGGAUCAGACAAUUACUUGUACUCAAGAACAACAGGGACAGGGAGAACAUUACGUCGAUGUUUCAUCAAGUGACGACGAACAGAUGGAGUCAUUAGUUUACGCGGCGAAAAAAGAAGAAGCGAAAGCGGAGGCUUCAUCGGACAGCGAUGGGAAACCGGAUGACGAUGACGAUGAUGAUGCCGGAUUAACCGAAGAGGAAGUAGUGCUCGCGAAGACCAUAGCCGAAUCACCGGAUAGCGAGCACAGCGUACAGAAGGCGGCGUUGGUACUGAGAUUGCGAGAGGGCAUCGGCUCUCUGGGCAGGAUCCUGAAGACAAUCGAAAAUUUCAAGGGCACGAUUACCCAUGUCGAGUCACGGCCAUCAAAGAAAGAAGGUCUGCAAUUCGAAGUUCUGGUCAAGAUUGACAUGAGCAGGCAGAGCCUGUUGCAGCUGAUUAGAAAUCUGCGACAAAGCUCGGCCUUGGACGGUGUGACUCUGCUCGCCGACAAUUCCGUCAGCAUCAAAGACCCCUGGUUUCCCCGUCACGCCUCUGAUCUCGACAACUGCAACCACCUGAUGACCAAGUACGAACCGGAUCUCGAUAUGAAUCACCCGGGCUUCGCUGAUAAAGAGUAUCGUGCUCGUCGCAAGGUCAUUGCCGAAAUUGCUUUCGCUUACAAGUACGGCGAUCCAAUACCCUCCAUUCCUUACACCGAAACGGAGAACGAGACUUGGUCACGCGUCUUUAAUACCGUAUUGGAUCUGGUACCGAAACACGCGUGCGUGGAAUACCAGAGAGUCUUCAAAAAAUUGCAAGAGGAAAGGAUCUUCGAGUCCCACCGUAUACCGCAGUUGCAGGAAGUCAGCAAUUUCUUGAAGAAGAGCACAGGAUUUACUCUUCGACCGGCCGCCGGUCUUUUGACAGCGCGGGACUUCUUGUCCAGUCUUGCCUUCAGAAUAUUCCAGAGCACCCAAUAUGUCCGUCACAUCAACAGCCCAUAUCACACUCCCGAACCAGAUUGCAUUCAUGAGCUCUUGGGCCAUAUGCCGCUUCUGGCCGACCCUAGUUUCGCUCAAUUUUCGCAAGAAAUCGGAUUGGCAUCUCUCGGUGCCUCAGAUGAGGAAAUCGAAAAACUCUCAACUAUCUAUUGGUUCACCGUCGAAUUCGGUCUUUGUAAGGAAGGUCCUGAAGUUAAGGCUUACGGUGCUGGCUUAUUGUCGGCCUAUGGUGAACUUCUGCACGCAUUGAGCGAUAAAUGCGAACAUCGAGCUUUUGAUCCGUCAACUACCGCUCUCCAAAAAUAUCAAGAUCAAGAAUACCAGCCGAUAUAUUACGUGGCCGAGAGUUUCGAGGAUGCCAAAGAGAAAUUCCGUCAUUGGGUGUCUACUAUGAGUCGGCCAUUUGAGGUCAGGUUCAAUCCGCAUACGCAACGCGUCGAAGUCCUCGACAGUGUUGACAGAUUGGAGGGUCUGAUUUCCCAACUCAAUACCGAGAUGACCCACCUUACGAAUGCCGUCAACAAAAUGAAAGCGAGACAGUUCGCGUAAGAAUGAGAACUUCCUCGCCUUCGCGUAUUUGGUUAUUCCUUUUGUAAGCCAUCCAACCUCGAAGUCGCUCGUGCUCUUAACCAGUUAAAUAAUUCUUGAACUUUUCGGUGAUAAUAAUUUAAUUAAUAAUAUAAUCGUACUACGUACAAACUACGUGUUCUUCUUAUAAUUGAAGCAAAGCUUGACGAGUCUUUUAAUGCUGUACGUAAAAAAUGUGUUAGUUUGACUCGAUAAUUCAAAAAAAAGAUAUAUUAUUAUUUAUUAUAAGAUCUAUUUGUUUUAAAUAAGAAAAAUAUUUAAUUUUGCAUCGAGGCUUCAGCUUCCAGGUUCGGUGGAGCACAUCAUCUCAUCGUUAUCAUUUUUAUCGCGUGAUUCGUUCCUCAUUUCGUGUAUAAAAUCGUUCAUUUAUGUGUUGUACGCGUGUAUGCGCACCAGUUAUACAUGCAACAAAGAGCAAAUCUUUGAUGUUAGCCCCUUAUUGUGUAUCUACCGUAUUACGUUCCGUCAAAAUAAUCAACUUAAUUGAACAAUGAAUCAUUUUGCGGAUUAAGUAAUUCUGAGCCAAUCUCUUGCUCUCGAAUGUUUUUCACAAGACGCCAAACGAGCGGAAACACAUAUCACAAGGUUAUCUCCGAAUAAAUAGAAAGCACUUGUUAUUUUUUUUUUACCAGUGGCAGCGCGUACACGCGUAUAAAAGAGAUUCUUACAUUAUUAUAUUAUUAUUAAUUAUAUUAUUAUUAAUUAUUACUAUUAUUUCGUUCUAUUCUAUUAUAUAUUAUCGUAUUACUAUGUUAGUAGAUUAUGUUAUGCAUGAAAUUGUUUAAUCCAGCAAACACUGGCAUCUGCCCCGAUGUUUCAUAGUGCAGUCUGCAUUUAGCAAAGAGUUGUAAAACGCGAGAUAGUCGUCGCUGAGAGCUUAUCGUAGUCUCGUAGAACAUGUAGAACUCGCGGGAUAUUGAUUCCUCAUCGCGAUAGAAUUCGUUGUUCAAAGGGAACAUACAGUAUUCUUUUCUUUUGUGAAUUAAUUGUCACACCGCGGCUGUAUAGAGUCGUUGGGCAGUUCUUCCCAGACUAGCUGAUAAGAAGUGAGCGUUUAAAUGUUCUUAUCAGCUGGUCGCAAUUAAUUUAGAAUUACUUGCAUCGAAUUAAACAGUAUUUCGUAAAGGAUAUCUUUAAGUUGUGUUCUUAUCUAGAUAAUCUGCAGGUCGCUUCCUGUUUGAACGAACUUGUUGGUGAUUAAGGUUUAGUAGGCACAAUAAAAGAAAUAAGGAAAGAAUUGAACAUAAAGAAUUAGAAAUAGAGAAUAAAAUUUCGACAUAAAAGAGACUAUGUUUCGAUACACAAUCAAAGAGUAACGAGAUGGUUUCUUCAUUAGUCGAAAAUAAUUUUUUGUUUCUAAAUCUUUCUAAUGUUCUCUGUUUCUAAUUCUUUAUAUUUAGUUCUUUAAUCUUUAUUUCUGCUUAUUGUGCCUAGGUCCUUAGAGUUCCCAGAUAGUUCCGGAAGUCAUGAAUCGACGUUGCUUUAGAGAGAUACCUACUAUUUAGCGAGUAGUGCGAGUCCCCGCUUGCGCACACUGUGCUACCCUGUAUCGCAUCGACCUGUAUGAAAUAUUUUUCUCGUACGUGUACGUGCGUGUAACCCACCCUCGUUAGGUUGUAGUAAGAAAAAAACGGUCAAUACAUAUGACAUGUUUCCUUUGUAUUAUAUUGUAAAGUACUCAGAGCAUAAUAAAAAACUAAGAUAUGAAUC